AUGUUCAUCAUCAGACCACCACCUCUAAGGCUCCAACAUGAAAUUUGUGGCUCUAGCUCUGACCCUGCUGUUGGCUUUGGGCUGCCAUGCCCGCACCCUGCAGGCCGAUGCUCCCACCCAGCUGGAGCACUACAAGGCAGUUGCCAUGGUCUACCUGGACCAGGUGAAGGACCAGGCCUACAAAGCCCUGGAGCACCUGGAGGGAACCGAAUAUGAGCAGUACAAAAUGAAGCUGACUGAGAGCCUAGACAACUUGCAGAAGUACACAGAUUCCGCCGCCCUGAAACCCAUUGCCGCCCAGCUGACUCAGGGAACCCAGGUUGCACGCGAGUUCAUCCUGAAAGAACUUGAUGACCUGCACAAAAAAGUAGAGCCACACCGUGCUGAGCUGCGCCAGUCCAUCCAGAAACACCUGGACCAGUAUAAAGAUCGUCUCAUCCCCAUCUUCCGUGAUUACCUGGCUGAUAACCAGAAGGAGCUCGAUGGUCUUCGUCAGAAGCUCCAGCCAGCCUUCGAGGACCUCAAAGCCAAGCUGGAGAUCAACUUUGAGGAGACCAAGACCAAGAUUUCCCCCAUUGUUGAGACUGUGCGUGGAAAGCUCACAGAAAGGCUGCAGGACCUGAAGGACCUGGCCAGCCCUGUGGCUGAGGAGUACAAGGAGCACAUGCUGAAGGCUGUUGAGGAUGUCAAGAGCCAGCUUGCACCCCACACCACCCAGCUCCAAGGUCAAAUUGAGCCCUACAUGGAGACCCUGAGGGCCAAGUUCACGUCCAUCUACGACACUAUCACUCAGGCCUUGAACGCCUAAAUAUGGCUUCUGCCAGGACUUGUAUUUUCUAAAUCACACAUUCACGUAAUCACCUUUAAGAUUGUGUGUUGACCUAAACGUUCAUGUUUAUGGGAUGAUGCAAAAUAAAAUAUAUAUAAUAAUAAAAUGCUGUAAGUCUUUGUGCCGAUCUGUAAGUGGGAGCAGUUUUGGAGCUUUUUUUUUUUAUUAUUACUUUUUAAAAGAAUAGUGAUUCUCUAAAGAUUAUUUACAUAGCAAUAAAAGUCAUCAGUGUAAAAAAUAUAAACACAUAUAGUCACACACGCUGCUUAAAACAGGUUUCUGAAACUUUGGGUAAUGAAUUUUCAUUGUGAAACAC
This is a messenger RNA of Clarias gariepinus (North African catfish), 1145 nucleotides long. It is a transcript of the gene apoa1a, whose product is annotated as apolipoprotein A-Ia. Gene Ontology annotation, biological process: lipoprotein metabolic process; lipid transport. Bases 38 to 808 code for a protein of 256 amino acids. Gene Ontology annotation, cellular component: extracellular region. Gene Ontology annotation, molecular function: lipid binding. NCBI's taxonomy places the organism in Eukaryota, Metazoa, Chordata, Actinopteri, Siluriformes, Clariidae. The record is from RefSeq and is a predicted model, not a curated record. The transcript has 4 exons.